Myxocyprinus asiaticus (Chinese sucker) is the source of this 5297-nucleotide messenger RNA. RefSeq names its product protein kinase C zeta type-like. Gene Ontology annotation, biological process: protein phosphorylation. Bases 588 to 2387 code for a protein of 599 amino acids. The record is from RefSeq and is a predicted model, not a curated record. The transcript is spliced from 18 exons. NCBI's taxonomy places the organism in Eukaryota, Metazoa, Chordata, Actinopteri, Cypriniformes, Catostomidae. Gene Ontology annotation, molecular function: ATP binding; protein binding; protein serine/threonine kinase activity.
CCCACAUACUAUCAGUGCAGACCGUUAUCCACCUGCAAAUAAUGCGUUCAUGGAAUGUGCACAUUCCUCUCUGACGUCAUACUGGAUCGAACAGAACAAUCUACGCGCGAGACACGCUGACUUGACACUGCUAUUCCGUUAGGAUGUACAAGAGUAGGUUGGAAAAUUUCCUCGCGACAGCGCAACACGUACGCUUCGAAGCGUCACGUGCUGAAUGUCCCACAGAAGCCGUCCCGCGGAAGCGCAAGUGAACAACAGGUGGAUUCCGAGGCCGAUCUAGACCUGGAAGUAGCCGUACUUCACCAUUGCUCCCUCACUCUCCGCCACCAAGAGUAACCAUAGCAAAAGCACUCUCGCCGUAACAUUCACCGUACCGGAAAGAAACGGAAUGAACAACGCGCUCGGGAUAUGGAUGAUUUCAGUGGACAAAAGGCGAACCUUGACAGUGACGUGACACUGAGGACAUUAGGGACAAUAUCACACAGUUCAUUCGGAAUUAUGUCACUUUGCAUCUGAUAUCAUGCUCAUCUUUUAAUGAACAGAGUCUGUGUUUUUCUGUCGCGAGAGUGUUUGUUGACUUUUUUAUAAUGCCUGUAAGUAACGGCUCGAUGAUGGAUUUACCUUCCGAAUAUGUGAAAAUAAAGGCGCAUUACGCAGGGGACAUGCUUAUCUCUGACCUGGACUCGUCUAUGACGUACACAGAGCUGUGUGAGGAGGUGAGAGAGAUGUGCAGCGUCUGCAGAGAGCUUCCAAUAACACUCAAAUGGAUCGAUGAUGAAGGGGAUCCGUGUACUAUCUCUUCUCAGAUGGAGCUGGAGGAAGCAUUCCGGAUCUACAGCCGGAACAGGCGAUCCGGACUCUUCCUGCAUGUAUUCCCAAGCAUUCCUGAAAAGCCUGGUAUGCCAUGCCCAGGAGAGGACAAAUCGAUCUACCGCCGUGGAGCUAGACGAUGGAGGAAGCUGUACCGGGUGAACGGGCACCUCUUCCAGGCCAAACGCUUUAACAGGAAAGCAUACUGUGGCCACUGCAGUGAGAGGAUAUGGGGACUGGGGCGUCAGGGCUACAAGUGUAUCAACUGCAAGCUACUGGUCCAUAAACGCUGUCACAAGCUUGUUCCAAUGACCUGUCAAAGGCAUAUGGAUCCAGUCAUGCCAUCACAGGAGCCGUUGGUAGAUGAUGAUAAAAGUGGCGAGGAAGUGGAGCUCCCCCCUGAGGACCCUGAGGAAACAGACACAAUUCCAGUACCUUUUUUAACGCACAACCGCAAAGUGGAGAAAGCUGAAGAUGAUGCAGAGGAUCUGAAGGCAGUGGUGGACGGUAUCGAGGGGAUUCAGAUCUCUCAGGGUCUUGGGCUGGGAGACUUUGAUCUGAUCCGGGUAAUUGGGAGGGGUAGUUACGCUAAGGUGCUGCUGGUUCGACUCAAGAAGAACGAACAGAUUUAUGCCAUGAAGGUGGUGAAGAAAGAACUGGUGCAUGAUGAUGAGGACAUUGACUGGGUCCAGACAGAGAAGCAUGUGUUUGAACAAGCAUCAACCAAUCCGUUCUUAGUAGGACUUCACUCCUGUUUUCAGACGGAGAGCCGGCUGUUUCUUGUGAUUGAGUAUGUGAAUGGAGGAGAUCUCAUGUUCCAUAUGCAGAGGCAGCGAAAGCUUCCAGAGGAACAUGCCAGAUUUUAUGCUGCUGAAAUCUGCAUCGCUCUUAAUUUUCUGCAUGAGAAGAGCAUUAUUUACCGGGAUUUAAAACUGGACAAUGUACUGUUGGACCAGGAUGGCCAUAUCAAAAUUACAGACUAUGGCAUGUGCAAGGAGGGAAUCAGGCCGGGUGACACCACCAGCACAUUCUGUGGGACACCCAACUACAUCGCCCCUGAGAUCCUGAGGGGAGAGGAUUAUGGGUUCAGUGUAGACUGGUGGGCCCUGGGUGUGCUUAUGUUCGAAAUGAUGGCAGGCCGAUCUCCCUUCGACAUCAUCACUGACAAUCCAGAUAUGAACACAGAGGAAUAUCUCUUCCAGGUCAUUUUGGAGAAGCCGAUACGGAUUCCCAGGUCAUUGUCUGUUAAGGCAGCGAGUGUACUGAAAGGUUUUUUGAACAAGGACCCGAAAGAGAGACUGGGGUGCCAAGUUCAGACCGGAUUCACAGACAUCAAGUCUCACACAUUCUUCAGAAGCAUAGACUGGGACCAGCUGGAACAAAAGCAGGUGACACCACCAUUCAAACCUCAGAUCACAGACGACUAUGGUUUAGACAAUUUCGACACACAGUUCACCAAUGAACCGGUGCAGCUCACACCAGACGACGAGGACGUGAUAAAGAGAAUAGACCAGUCUGAGUUUGAGGGAUUUGAGUAUAUUAACCCUCUGCUGCUCUCCACUGAAGAAACUGUAUGAGGGAAGAACAACACAGCCGAUAUUUUUCCGCCUGUGACUCCACAAGACUACUGCAGCUGAGUUAUUCUCAGACUGUGUUCACAGAGAAGACAGCAGGAUGCCCAUCUUUUUCUGUGUUAAAGACAAAAAGUAACACUAAGACUUUCUGACCCUCCCCACGUAAUUUUGGGGUUACACUGGAAGAAUAAACAACUGGAGAUGAAAAUUUUGCAGAAAACAAACUCUACACUAUUCCCAAAAUUUCAGCCGUUUAUUGUCUUCCUUCUUCCCAGCGUCCUCUUUGAUUUUGAUGCCCUUGUUUGUGUGCGCGCACUGUUGCCUGGGACUCAAGUAAGCUCCAUCAUUGUGCCUGCGUCCAUAAGAGACUACAUUCCCCAUCAUCCCUCGCUAAAUAUGAAAGUUUUAACUUUAUGUGCACUUUUAUUUUCUGUUAAACUUUCUCAGUUUUGAUUCUUUUUAAUCUUGUAUGAGGUGCGACCUCAAGCAAAACAAGAAUGUACAAUGUUGAAAGGUUAAAAAAAAAGAUAAAACUUGUAAUAUAGUGUAGGUAGCCAAUCAAAGAAUUUAUGAUGCCUUCUAUGAUGCAAAGUGGCACAUUUUAAUUUAUGACCGUGAUGGUUUCAUCCACAGUGGGUAGCUGUGCUUUAAACAACUAUUAUGCUUUUAACUGUACUUGUUUUUACUGAGUAAAUGGGAGACAACAUGUGUUUUUGAAGAAGUGCCUCAAAGAUCCAAAAUUCACUAUGCUUGGAGUUAUUUUUCCAAUGCAUCAUUCAAUACGAAUGUGGGCCGCAGGUGUGAUUUUUGCAUAACACAAACACACUGAUACAAAUGUUGUCCAAAAUUUAGUACCACAGACAUGAAGGUCAGACACUGAAUGAUCUCAAAGCCCAAAUACAUAAAACAGUUUAGUUUAUUACAAUCGCACACUAAAUUACACAAAUGGCUGUUACUCAGUGUUGUUGUAAUCAUGUCGAUAACUAUCAUGUGAUCUGUCAAUAGCGUGCUGUUGAGCCUUUGUACAUCAUGUUGUCACCGUCAUGUGGUGGUAAACUUGUGCAACAGAAUCUCAAAAAAUGCAACAGAAUGUCACAUGACCUGAAUACAGGAAGUCUACACAAUCCAAAUGCUAAAUUAAAUGCUAAAUUCAAUUCAAUCCAAGCAGAAAAAUAACUACUUAAUGAAUACAGUAAAGUAUACACUGUGUUCUGCAUUCUAUUUUUUUUAAAUAGUAAGUGAAAUAGUAGGCAUUAUUUUAUGAUAAAUAUUUCAAACCAAAGUAAUUUGGUUUGCAUUGUGACAUGACCUCAUCACGUUGCAUACUAGUGGCAUCCAGUUACCUUCAUGCAAAUAAUAUGCAAGGCAUUGGAAAUAUUGUGAAUUUUUUAUUCAGUUUUGUUUAAAACUGCCUUAACUUUUGGCAGUUUGAUCAAGUAAUGAGUGAAAACAGAAAUCACAGCUGUAAUUACUUUCGGUUCAUUCAUCACACUGGAAAUGGAAUGUCAAGUUGAGCUCAUUGUGUUGUGAAAUAUGGUAUUCUGCACAGUGUGCUGUUGUAUACUGCACAUUUUGACAAAUGUGGUAGGUCACCCAGGUAUACCAUGCAUACUGUACACAGUACACAUACUGCAAAGCUUGUGAGAACAUAGCUACACACACCUUUUCCACUUGGAAAAAUGAAGGGUACAUUUAAAUUCCAGGCCACACAAAAAGGUCUUUAAAUUUAACUUCAAAACCUGUAAUUUCCCUUUAAAGAAUCAAAACAACCAAUCACAGGCUAGCUUUACUGAUUAAUCCCUCCAAGUGAUAUAGUUAUCAAGCAACUAGAUAUGUUUUUUAUCUUUCAAUGCACUUAACCUCUAAGUUUUGAGCUUUUUAUUUCCUUUUUUUCUUGGAGAGAGAAGCGGAAGACCACUCUUAUGUGAACGCUUUGAUGAUAUCAGACCUGCAUGAAGAACCACUGCCAUGUUAACAGGAUUAAUUUGCUUCUUUUGUGUCAGACAGUAGUGAGAUUAGCAGGCAGGCUAGGAAUAAAGAGCAACCCAGGAGAUAACAUGUGUGUCGUCCGUAACGAUAACAAGGCAGAGAAAAAAAACCAGAUUACUCAACCGUUGUGAAUGAAAAGCUGGUACAAAAUCAGGCACAAAAUUUAUAUGAGCAUCUUUAUGAAUGACAUAUAGAUGCUUUGUUUAUUACAAGAACUUGGAUGCAAACUAUGUUCUUUUAUGAACUGCCAACAAGUGGCUUUCACAUAUAGCUUGACAGCCCUGAUGGGGGUGGUAACCAUGGUCCUGCAUCAUUGAAGGAAACUUCAACAUGACAUUUGACUUAAAGGUUAUGUGUGCAAUAUAUUUUUUAGGUUAAAAUACUUUCUCCUAUCCCAGCUUAGGGAAUCCCGACAUCAUAACACCGGCUCAAUUAAUGGCAUAAGUUUGGGUCGUGAAUAUUAGUUUGAUUGGCCAAUGGAAGACAGUUUGGAAAGCCUGUUUGAAAACACUCCCCUAUUCUUCCAUUGGUUAGAAACGAGGUUGAAAAUGUCAUUAUUUUUGCAAUUCCAUUCGGUGCCACUUGUUGCUCAGAAAUUACGUCUUCACCUUAUAAAUAAAAUAAAACCUCAUAUUUCAUUCAUAAACCAAUGGUUAUACUUGCAACAGUAUGAGAACAGGUACUAUGGUAUUUUACAAAGGACCAAUAAACCAUGUUCAUACAACCAACAACUUAAUUUACCACCAGCUCGAGCUAAUGUACAGAAUCCACAUGUAUAAGUAUCAGAUGAUUGUGCAUUGUUUUAACUUUGUUAAUUUUUUAAAUGGAAUGAGUUUGGCAUUGUUCAUCUUUGUAAAUAUCUGUAAUUUAACCCUUAAUCAUUUUCAGAAAAAUAAAUAAAUCUGUUUCUGCAGUGCACCAUUA